Molecule: messenger RNA, 4836 nt
Organism: Doryrhamphus excisus (bluestripe pipefish)
Lineage: Eukaryota; Metazoa; Chordata; Actinopteri; Syngnathiformes; Syngnathidae
Source: RefSeq, a predicted model, not a curated record
UGUGACGCCGACGUGGGACUUGAGCUUGACCAUCAACACAUCCGCAUCUGAGACAAGACAGUCGAUUUAAUAUUCCUACCGAGGGCAGACAUUAAUAUGUCAGAAAAGAAGAAGGCAAGCCACGAAGUUGGGCUCCGCUUUUUUGGGUUUCUCAGGGAAACCGAUCGAGCAGCCAUUCGAGCUCGAGCCGAACUGAAGGACAUUUAUAACAACGAGUUCAAAGCAGCGAACGAGACCAAAGUUCCAAACUUCAGCAGUGUCCUGUUUGCCUUGAAAAUGUCGAAGAAAAUUCAAGUGGGUCGCGAUUAUAUUUUCGUCAGGUCCAGGGCGAGAGCGCUUCUUGUAGACCAGUGGUACACACCCAACAGGCCGAGACCGCAGGAGGCCUCGAAUGGAGCAGCCCGUCCAUCUCCAGCUUCAGCUCCAUCUUCAGGUCAGCCUGCCAUGUCUGCAGAUGAACAAAACAAGAGAUUUGCCCAGCUCCUUGUGGAACAACUCAAUACAAACAGGCUUCACUACAUUGCGGAUAAAAACGGCAUUGUCAUCACAUCAAACCAUCACUUCAAUGACGGAUCAAUUUGUAUCGAAUUACAAAAAUCGGAGUGUGUGGUGAAACUAACUGUAGAAAACACUGGAACCGAAACUGUGGAUUUUAUCUACUACACCGUGUUGCACAAACUCGCUUGCUUCUCACUCUGUGAUGAGCACAAAGUGACCAGAAAAAACCCACUUGCACUCAAACCAGGUGACACCUAUGAAAUCCAGGUUCUCUUCCAGAUGAAGUGUGCCGGCAACUACCCAGCAACGUUGGCAUUCGAAUUCCAACAAGACUGGGAAUCGUCCCAAUCGUCAUUCCACAUUGUGCGUUAUAUUCAGGUUCACUAUGUGAGCACUCUGGGAAUGGAGCUGAAGCCGGUGGCACCUUUCAAACGCUCCCUUCCUAGCCGUUCGGCUGUGUUGGAAUGCAAGAUCCUGCACGGGCAACCACCUGAAGGGAUGUCAGAGAAUAAACUAAAAAAUGAAACUCCACUUGGCCUCUACCCAAUGCCAGAACACAUGCCCGUCCUAAUCCAGUCUCUGAAGAAUCGCACUCACUCUGCUAAAAGAGAUUUGCUGCAACGCAGUUUGACUUUUGAGAACUACGCCGCCAAGUUCCAUCUGAUGUUGUAUCUGGAGGAGCAUCAGAUGCAGGUGGACAUCAGGCGAUACUUCAUACCCAACAGCGACAUGACGUACGCCACCAUGGAGCGAGACGGGAAGCUGUUGAUUCUGAAGAUCCCUGGUCUGUCUGAGAACCGCCCUUCUGUGCUGCGAGGGGAUAGACUGAUAGUUUACCCCCAAGAAGAAACUACUGUAAAGUACUGUGGUUACGUCCACAAAGUAGAAAGGGACUGGGUCAAACUGGGAUUUCACUCAAAGUUGUUGGAUCAAUUUAUCGACGGCAUGAAGUUCAGCGUGGAGUUCGUAAUCAACCGUCUCAUGCUACGUGUGCAGCACAGAGCGGUGGACCUUGCAAUCAAAUCCGGACUCGGAGAAGUGUUAUUCCCGCAGAGGAAGCGCAACUUAAAGGUUCCUGAGCUCCCCGCACUCAAAUUAUACGACAGAAAGUUGGAGGAUAACCCCGAGCAGUAUAAAGCGGUGUGUCAUAUCGUAGCUGGCACCUCCAAACCUGCUCCGUACCUGGUGUUUGGACCACCCGGCACUGGUAAAACUGUCACUUUGGUGGAGGCCGUCAAGCAGAUCGUGAAGACCCAGCCGCAUUGCCGCGUUUUAGCCUGCGCUCCCUCCAACAGUGCGACUGAUCUCCUCUGCCUGAGGAUUUCAGAACAUGUGGAUAAGCGUUAUUUGUACCGCAUGUACGCUUGCAGCCGUGAUCCACAAUGCGUCCCCAAGGAACUCAAGGCAUGUUGUAACCUGAACGGGGAGAUUUACAUUUUUCCUCCCAAAGAGGACCUGAUGAAGUAUAGAGUCAUUGUCACCACUCUGAUCACCGCCGGAAGACUGGUCUCAGGAAACCUCCCCAUCGGUCAUUUCACUCACUUUUUUGUGGAUGAGGCCGGACACGCCAUGGAGCCCGAAUGUUUGAUUCCACUGGCUGGGUUGCUGGAUCCAAAGACCGGGCAGGUGGUCCUAGCUGGAGACCACAAGCAGCUUGGACCGAUUGUCUCAUCGCCCCUCGCUCAAGGAUUUGGAAUGGACAUUUCCCUCUUGGAAAGACUGAUGAAAGAUGUUCCUCUGUAUCAGAAGCAGGAUGAUGUGUUCGACAACAACUUUGUCACCAAAUUGCUGCGUAAUUACAGGUCCCACCCGGCCAUUUUGAAAAUUCCCAACGAGCUCUUCUACGAUGGAGAGCUCCAGGCCUGCGCCGAUGAAAUUAAACGCAGCUACUUCUGCAAAUGGGAACACCUGAAACAAAUGGACUUCCCGGUGAUUUUCCACGGGGUGACAGGCCUCGAUGAACGAGAGGCCAACAGCCCGUCGUACUUCAACAGAGCGGAGGUGGAUGUGUUGAUGUACUACGUGAAAGAAGUACUGCAGAGCAGCGGCAAAAAGGGCAUGGCCCGCAUCUCUCCCAAAGACAUCGGCAUCAUCGCCCCCUACAGGAAACAAGUGCAGAAAAUCCGUCAGGCCCUGGAUAAAAUUGAGAAAGAUUUCAAAUUAAAGGACAUGGCAUCCCUGAAGGUUGGUUCCGUGGAGGAGUUCCAAGGUCAGGAGAAGAGAGUGAUUUUGGUGUCGGCGGUGCGGAGCAAUCGCAAAUACACCGAAUACGACAAAAAGUUCAACAUCGGCUUUGUCGCCAAUGCGAAGAGGUUCAAUGUGGCCGUGACGCGAGCCAAAGCCCUUCUGAUUUUGAUCGGAAACCCGUUUGUGCUCCAUGCCGAUCCGGUAUGGAAGCGCUUCAUAGAGUACUGUAGAGACGCAGGGGGCUACGAGAACUAUUAUCUCGAGGAAGAUGGUGAGGUCAAGGCAAGGCUCUCAGCUCUCUUCCAGAAGCUUGACCUCAAAGACGCCGGCGACUGUCGUCAGAUUGAGAUUUCCCAAGUCGAGCAGUGAUGAAAUUUGACAUCUGAAUGUGAACUCCAGAAAAUCACAACACACCGAUUUUAAUAAAUUAACCAGAAAAUGCAUCAUAACCUUCACAAUACAAUAAUUACUCCAGACUCCACAUAACAAAAAAAAAAAAUUUAUUAUUGAAUCACGAUGGUGUUUCCUCAAUGCAUUAUAGUACACUUUAUACUGAUAUUAAAUACAUAAAUCAACAAUAUCAAUGGAAUUUUUCCAGUGUCUUAUUUUCUACAGGAGGAUGGCAUGUUGGUCAUUAUUGUAUAGUAUUAUAUUGUACAAGUAUUAUAGCAGUAUCUUUGUAUGUGUGUCUCUUUAGGAAACAGUACGGACAAUCAAAAUCAAAAUCUUAAGACCAGUUGGAAAAAUUGCUAGAAUUUAAUUUUUGCAUAUUUGGUAAUGGUUGUAUUUCAUUUGAACAUGCAUCAGAUUACAAUUGAGUGCAUCAGGAGUAGGAAGAAGCAAAGCUUAUUAAAUCCUACCCCUCCAUUAGUAACUUUUACAUUUGUUCACUUCCUGCUUUCCUAAUUUUUUUUAAAUUUUUUUUUUAGGCAGAGCUACAACAUGAAAAAAGCAAAAAGGGGUGAGUCUGUGUACAUUUUCUCAUCAGAGAAUAUAAUUGUUUUGUGGCAGUUUUUAAACCUGUGGGACCUGUUAUGCUCAUUUUUUGACCCUUUUUUUUAUUAUUGAAGGUGUGGACUCCUAUAGAGCAGCUACACACAAUAACCCCGCACGGAAAACUGCACCUAUUCCAGCUGUAUUUCCUUUUAGAUUUGUGCUUCCGGCCAAAACGGUCUGUUUUCAUUUAUUGUUACAGAACUAUGAACCAUUAUAAGGAGGUCCGUCUCUCUGUGACAUCACAAAGGGGGCAGUUUUACCACGCCUCUUGAAACUAAGUGUUUUGAGCCAUCUCAAAACGUCUUUUAGGGCUCACUUCCGAAUGCGCAAAUCUGAUUAUGUGAAACUUUGGCAUUUUUUAAACACCAGGAUACAACAUUCUAACUAUAUUUAUAGGUCAGAAAAGUGGAAAAAUAAAAAUAGGUCCAGUUUUAAGAUUCUGAUCAGGUCAUUAUAGUAUACAGCGACACCAUGAUGCAUGCGUACUGCACGUUCGUGAGGGUGAGAUAUUCUAAGCCAAAGGGUCGAGAACCUUUUUGGCUAAGAGAGCCAUGAAGGCCAGAUAUUUUAAAAUGUGUAUCUGUGAGAGCCAUAUACAUUUUUUUAAACAUUGAAUGCAAUAAAAUGUGUGUAUUUUUAUGUAAGACCAACAGUUUUAGAUAUAAUGGGCUCUAAUUACGUAGACCAGGCACACUACCCCACGCUAAUGGGGUGUGGCCAGCACACUUUCGUGAGCAGCGCAGUGUCUAAUAAUAAAUCAAAUACUUGUUGCCAUUAAUGCAACUUCUGCUGCUGCAUGGUUUUGCACCAUACUCCGUACACAUAUUUCAUUCUUUUGGCCAUCUUCGUCAGAAGGCGUAGUUCUGCAGCUUUAGCUAGGUGACUAUUUGACUAAAGGAGGAAAGUUUACAUUUACAUGUUGACAUCUCAAUGACCGAGGUAGACUACCGCAUUACCCAGUAAUAAUCGAGUUUUGGUGUUUGACCUGGAAAAUAUCAUCAGGAAAGAUAGAUAUGGUCGGCCGUAUUGCAGUAGAAAAGAGAUGGACGGAUUAACCCUUGUAUUAUGUUACGGGUCAAUUUGACCCGUUUCAGUUUUUGUGUUGACCAAAGUACUGGUUAUCCUUUCUUUUUCUUCAUGAAAUUUUGUGACUUU